UGUGGAGUUUCUCCUAGCAGAUCUCGUUAGCCAGUCUCCAUUAUGGCGAUGUCAAUAACGACGGAGCAACGCUGACCGCUGGAGCAAGUAGCGGAACAACUGGAAGCCUGGCUAGCUAUACCAGUAUAGCUAGCUAGCAGAACAGGCGAAAGAAUGUAAGCCGUAAGAAAGGACGCGAUUCGUUAACUUAUCUAACGGGAGAGCGUUUUUCUUAAACCACCCUUAUUUAUUUUUAGACGCAAAGCAAUAUUCGCUUUUUUUAACUUGGGCAGAAAUGGAAAGUGCAAAGUCUGCGGCAGUGGGAGAAAACAGGUUGGAGAGGAGCGGUCCGGUGAGAACUGUUGCAAUAGUGGUGUCUGGCUCGGAAACGGGUAAAAUAAGUGUGUCUAAGUUAAAGAAGCCCGGCAACGGAGUGGCCGCCGCCGUGAGGAGGGAUGAUGAUGGUGAUGAAGAUGAGGACGAUGAUGAUGGCGGAGCCGGGGAGCCGGCGUCAGACUACGAUGGACCAUCAUCCGCCUUGCUUCGGGUAGAGGCGGUGCACCGUAGGCGAGCCGUCGCCGAAUCGCCGGUGAAAAGCCGCGGCUUGAGCGCCAGCGUCAACGUGAACUCGCUGCUGAUGAGAAGAAAGAGGCUGAAGAGGAAUCUUUCCGCCGCCGUUGCGGCCGCCCCCCCGGGCGGCGAGAUGCGCCCGCUGGCCUCCGCCUCGCCCAUCGCCGCUCGCACCCUGGACGGGAAGGUCCCGUUAAGGCGUAGGCACGGCGUGCAGCUGCAACCGUCCGACAGGCAGUGGGUGCGAGGAGACCUGCAGCGGGGAUGCGUGCACGUUCAUGACAGGCUGAAGCUGCGCUGCCUUAGGCCGGUGCUAUGCACUGUGGACACCACUGCCGGGGAGAUAGCGCGCAGGCUGAGGCAGCACGGUAGGGGGGGGACCGCUGUCCGAGUGGCCGGUGCGGCCACUGAUCUGCGUAGCAGGCAUGAGUUUAUGGAACCUGGGAAGCGGGAUGGACACGGGGAUCAGUCCGGUUCGACGGAUGACAGGUUGGGGUUACUACUUCUGCCAGACGCGGAGCAGACGACCGACGCGCGUAUCUUAAACGGGGCAAGUAAACUUUAUGAGGACGAAGUAUCGCCGUCGGACAUCCUCCUUAGUCCCAAGAUCGAUGCCCUGAUAGAUGCGGAGACGGAGGAGUCGCGGCACACAGGCACGGACAGCUGCGGACUGAACUCGAGUUCGGACGUGGAGAGCGGCACCUUUGACGAUCUGAGCUCCGGCGGCCGCGACUCCCUGAGCGACGGUAUGGUGCUGGGUGCAGACGCGGCCGCCUUGAGUCCCACGGAGGGACUUGACCCGUUCGGGAGCUCUUCCGAUGAACUGGACCUGGACUGUCCCUCCUCAUGCUUGUCUACCGAAUCCAUCGCAAGGCGGCUUUUGGUGCCCUCCGCAGAUAACUAUAGCAACACGGCCAGAGGUGGCGGGGAGCUUUCGGACUGCGCCGGAAGAAUUGCACCCUGCGGAGGCGUGCCCCUCGGUUCUGGCAGGUUGUCGGGCGGCGGGAACCAUGACACUUUGCCAAGGCCCCUGACACAUCUCGGCGGCCAGGAUCCCGACCCCGAGGAUGAGAUGCCGACUCUUUACGUUCAGCUGCAUGGCGAAGCCGCCAGGAGGUUAGAGCAAGACGAAAAGCCGCUGCAGAUCCAGAACGACUACCUCUUUAGACUGGGAUUUAAGGACGCAUGGCGAGUGCAGGAGGAGGGAAUGGACACUGAGAUCGGCUGCUUGAUCCGAUUCUACGCAGGGAAGCCUAACGGUGUGGAGAGCUCGGAGCGCGUCCAGCUGUCGGGGACCUACACCGUACGCAAGGGCAAGAUGCAGCUGCCGGUGAACCGCUGGACCCGGCGACAAGUCAUCCUGUGCGGCACCUGCCUCAUCGUCUCCUCCGUCAAGGACAGCCAAGUGGGCAAGAUGCACGUGCUGCCGCUGCUGGGGGGGAAGGUGGAGGAGGUGAAGAAGCACAGUCACUGCCUGGCCUUCAGCUCCUCGGGUCCCCAGAGUCAGACCUACUACGUCAACUUGGAGAGCUUCACUGAGCACCUGCGCUGGCAGCGGCAGGCCGCCAAGAUGGUGUCCCAGCGAAUCAGCUCUGUCGACCUGUCUGGCUGCAGCCUCGAGCGCCUGCCACACAACCUCUUCUACAGCCAGGACCUGACACACCUCAACCUCAAGCACAACUUCAUGGCACCUGGCAAGAGCCUCACCGAGCUUCAGAGGUUCUCCAAGCUCCGAAGCCUCAACCUCUCUAGUAACCGUCUUGGUGAAUUUCCCCUGGCCAUCUGUGACAUGAGCACCCUGACGGAGGUCAACCUAUCCUGCAACUACCUGAGCUCUGUGCCCUGCGCCAUAGGGGCCAUGCGCAACCUGCAGGCCCUCCUCCUGGAUGGGAACUGCCUGUCGGUGUUGCCGGCAGAACUCGGCGACCUGCCACAGCUCUCCUACCUCGGCCUGUCCUUCAAUGAGUUCUGCGAGGUACCGGUGACACUGGAGCGACUGGUCGCCAUGGAGAGGCUGUGCAUGGCGGGUAACCGGCUGGCUUCCCUUCCCCUGCGGCUCCUCCGCCGGCUCCGGGUCAAGCAUGUGGACCUCAGGCUUAAUAGAAUCCGAGAGGUGAUUGUGGACGAGCCAGACUUCCUGGAGCAUGUGACCCACCUGGACCUGCGGGACAACCGGCUGACGGAGCUGAAUGUCAUGUCCCUACCCAUGCUGGAAGUGUUGCACUGUGAGCGCAAUCACCUGGCCAGCUUGAGGGUGGGGGGCGCUAUGCUGAAAGGCCUGUACGCCUCUGCCAAUGAGCUCAGCCAGCUGGAGGUUCACCCCAUCCCAGACAGCCUCACCUACAUGGACGUCUCAAGGAACAGGCUGGAGAGUCUGCCAGAGUGGCUGAGCAGCAGCAAAAGGCUGGAGACGCUGGACAUCAGACACAACCUCAUUAGUGAGCUGCCCUGCCGGCUCUUCUGCAGCAGCAGUCUGAGGAAACUGCUGGCGGGACACAACGUUCUGUGCCGGCUCCCUGAGCGACUAGAGUGUACCCCGGUGGAGGUGCUGGACGUCCAGCACAACCAGCUGACGGAGCUCCCGUCCAACCUCUUCCUGAAGGCUGACAGCUUACGGUGCCUGAAUGCCUCGGCCAAUCAGCUGGAGAGCUUGCCUCCUGCCUGCCUUUCGGAGGAGAAUCGCAGUGCCCUGCAAGAGCUCUACCUGACCAAUAACCGGCUGACAGACAAGUGCGUUCCCCUGCUGACGGGACACUGCCACCUGCGCGUGCUACACCUGGCCUACAACCAGCUGAACAGCUUCGCCGCCAGUAAAAUGGCCAAACUGGAAGAGCUGGAGGAGGUGGACCUUAGUGGGAACAGGCUGAAGGCCCUGCCCACCACCAUUCUGAACUGCCGGCGGAUGCACACCGUCCUGGCUCACUCCAACUGCAUCGAGGUUUUCCCCGAAGUCAUGCAGCUCAUGGAGGUGAAGUGUGUGGACCUGGCCUGCAAUGAGCUGAGUGAGGUCACCCUCCCAGAGAACCUGCCCCCCAAGCUGCAGGAACUGGACCUGACUGGGAAUCCCCGUCUCUCCUUGGACCACAAGACCCUGGAACUUCUCAACAACAUCCGUUGUUUCCGGAUCGACCCGUCUGCUGCCACCCACUCGCCAAAUGAGGGCCCCCGGGCCCCCGCAGUAUGGAGCCACGGCUAUGCAGAGGCUUCGGGUGUGAAGAACAGGCCAUGUGUGGCGGCGCUGUCCGUGAGUCACUUCCGCGAGAGCCGCGAGGCCCUGUUUGGCGUCUUCGAUGGCGACCGCAACGUGGAGGUGCCAUACCUGCUGCAGUGCACCAUGAGCGACGUGCUGGCAGAGGAGCUGCACCGGGGCAAGAGCCAGGACGACUACAUGGGGAGCACCUUCCUGGUCAUGCAGAGGAAACUUGGCACGGCAGGCCAGAAGCUGGGCGGCUCAGCCGCACUCUGCCACAUCCGCCAUGACCCUGCGGAGCCGGGGGGCUGCUUCACGCUGACCGCCGCCAACGUGGGCAAGUGCCAGGCCGUGCUGUGCCGCGACGGCAAGCCCCUCCCCCUGUCGGAGGUGCACAACGUGGGUGUGGCCGAGGAGUAUCACAGAGUGCGGCUGAACAAGGCCAUCGUCACGGAGGACAACAAAGUGAACGGAGUGACGGACUCCACGAGGAUCAUGGGCUACUCCUUCCUGUAUCCGUCAGUGAUCCCGCGACCCCACGUGCAGACGGUGACGCUGACAGCACGGGACGAGUUCUUCGUGCUGGGCAGCCGGGGCCUUUGGGAGAGCGUGUCGCCGGCGGAGGCGGUGGAGGCCGUCCGCAGUGUCCCCGACGCGCUCGCCGCCGCCAAGAAACUCUGCACGCUUGCGCAGGCCUACGGCUGCAGCGACAGCCUGAGCGCCGUAGUGGUGCAGCUCAGCGUGGCUGAGGACUGCUGCUGCUGUUGCUGCCGCGAGCUGCCCGCCCCCCCCAGCCCCAGCCUCUUCCCGGCACCGGCCCGCGACUCCCUGCCCGCCCCCCCGACGCCGUCACCCUGCAGCGAGGCUAGCAGCGAGGUGUCCGCGUCGGAGAUGAGCAGCGAGGUGGGAUCCACGGCUUCGGACGAAUUGCAACAGGGCGCGCUGUCGCAUGACGGCCACACGGGGGCGCCAUUCACACAAGAGCUGCGCGGCGGUGGCGGUUGCACCCUGCACCCCGUCUGCCCAGCCGACUCCUUCCAGCGGCAACUCUCUAGCGCCACCUUCUCCAGCGCCCUCUCCGACAACGGGCUAGACAGUGAGGACGAGGAGCCGAUCGCCGGCGUUUUCUCCAACGGCAGCCGCGUGGAGGUGGAGGCCGACGUCCACUGCCUGCGUGGCCGGGCACGCUCCCUUGUCUCCCGGGCUUCUGCCGAUGGAACGGAGCCUCCUAGUGGUGGUGAUGGUGGUGGUGAGGUGGAUUCGGUUGCUGAGGUAACGGGCCCAGCUGAAGGUGGGGAUCAUUCCACGCGGACCAUGGGCAGGAGGCGGGCCAACGGCUCGGUGGCACCGCAGGAGCGAAGCCACAACCUAAUCGAGGUGGUGGCCGACGCCCCUGCCAAGAAAUCGGGGGGGUACUUCGCUGCCCCAGCGCAGCUGGACCCCGACGAUCAGUUCAUCAUCCCCCCAGAGCUGGAGGAGGAGGUGAAGGAGAUCAUGAAGCAGCAGCAGCAACGCGCCCAGCCAGCCGAAGUCCCUCCUGACUACUAUAACACGCCGCUGUGAGGCAGACGCGCUGCCAGAGGAGUGCCACGCCAGCCAGACCAUUCGCUCUCUUAUUUUAACCUUUUAUACAGCUAACCCACCAAACAUGCUGUUUAUUUUCCCCCGACACUAUUUUCCAAGCAUUACAGCUUCACAUACAAGGUUAAAAAGUUAAUAUAAUUUUUACCAUAUCGUAUUACAGUGAGAAAUUAUGCCGAAGAGCACUUUUAAAAAAAAAAAAUUCCGAUCGCUGUCUUUGAUUUGUGAUAAAGUAUCUGUGCGACAAUACCACACUGAAUUAUUGUAGGUGGUGAGUUCAUUUCUUCAGUGAAUCAUGGCUUUUUGGCCGUUUAAAGUCAUAGAAAUGUGUAGAAAUUGUGACAGACUAACUCCUAGGAGUUGCCUACUGAUAAAUGUGACUUAGUCACUGUACUAAUCUUCUCUGAGAGAAAAAGUUGAUUUUUCUGCCCUCUUUUCCCCAAUGAUUGUACAUAGUAUGAAUGUUGUGUAGUGAUGAUUGAUGCCAGUGGCCAUAAGGAGGAUGUGUGUGUGGGGGGGGGGCAUGGAUCAGUGCUGAACCACCCCCUCCCCCCCCAAUUCCACCCUGACCAGCAUGACACUCUCUGUAUGAGAUUUAUCUACUAGCAAUUGUAUCCAAGUGCGACACACAGAAGAUUUACUUUUUUGCUAUAAUAAAUCUAAGAUUUACGAAAUAAAA
Paramormyrops kingsleyae is the source of this 5999-nucleotide messenger RNA. Its product is annotated as PH domain leucine-rich repeat-containing protein phosphatase 1. Gene Ontology annotation, molecular function: protein binding. The record is from RefSeq and is a predicted model, not a curated record. Gene Ontology annotation, cellular component: cytoplasm. Lineage: Eukaryota; Metazoa; Chordata; Actinopteri; Osteoglossiformes; Mormyridae.